AUGGAACGAACGCACGAGCCCGCUGUCUUGAUCCACGGACUUCUCGGGUGGGGCAAGCGCAAGCCGCUCUACAACUUUGGCCCCGACUACUGGCCCGUCGACGCGUUGACUGCCGUGAACCCCAACUGCAUUUUGGUUGACGUGGGCGUCGCCUCGUCCGACCACGACCGCGCGUGCGAAGCCUUUUACCAGCUCAUGGGCGGCCGCGUCGACUAUGGCGAGAUCCACGCCCUGGAGAAGCAGCACUACCGCUACGGCUACACGUUUGAGACGCCGCUGUACGCUGCAUGGAGCGAGGACAACCCCGUGCACCUGAUCGGUCACAGCUACGGCGCCACGACAGCGCUCGAGCUCUACCAGCUACUUUGCACCGACUUUUUCAAGGUCGGCAGCAACCACAAGUGGGUCAAGAGCAUCACGUCGAUCGCAGGUCCCCUCAGCGGCGCGACGAUGGGCCACAUGUGCGGCCUCGAGGCCGACGAGUCGAUCAAAGCUGGCGGUAUCAACCACAUUGUGGGGUCGGCCAUCUCGACGCUCUGGAAGCUCCAGCACCACUUUCCAUGGCUUGACAACCUCUACUCGAUUCGCAUGCCGCAGUGGCUCGGCUACUGUCAGUGGUCGACCAUCUACGACGUCAACAGCACGCCCAUGACCACCGGCGACAUGGCGGCCUACUGCCUCCUUCCGUCGUCGCGCAUGCGCCGCAACGGCGAGCUUGUGCACAUGGACAAGGUCCACCUCGUAAGUAUCGUGUCGCGCGAUGACGCGCCUCCGUCACACCACUACCGCGACGCCGCUGCGGCUGUCAUUGUGCUCGUCUUGUGGCGCGCCGGCAAGUGGCUCCUGGCGCUCGUCGGGCUCGCGGCGUGGCAGCGGUACCGGUCCUUUGACGCAGCGCAGAUGCCGUUCCUCAUGACGUUCUUCCUUCGGCGCCACGCGCACUCGAUCGCGACACCGAUCUACGACACUUUUGAAAAGGAAGAGUGGGCGGCCAAUGAUGGCGUUGUCAACACGUACUCGAUGCUGCGUCCGCGCUACUGCGAGACGUUUGCCACGGACCCCGACUUGCCGCGCAUUCCAUCGCACGUCUCGAUCGACUUGGAAGAGGCGGAUACGGCGCUGCCGACGGGACAAUGGCACGUCUACCGCGUGGCAAAGAACCAUUUCUGCGGCACACGCUGGGACCGCGAUGCGAAAGCCCUCUACACCAAGCUCUUCCGUCUCCUGAACGCGUCUCGGACGCCGGGUCGCAUCGCCUAA
Molecule: messenger RNA, 1260 nt
Organism: Saprolegnia parasitica CBS 223.65
Lineage: Eukaryota; Oomycota; Saprolegniomycetes; Saprolegniales; Saprolegniaceae
Exons: 10
Coding region: 1-1260 (419 amino acids)
Source: RefSeq, a predicted model, not a curated record